Molecule: messenger RNA, 2151 nt
Organism: Drosophila bipectinata
Lineage: Eukaryota; Metazoa; Arthropoda; Insecta; Diptera; Drosophilidae
Source: RefSeq, a predicted model, not a curated record
AUGACUGUGAAGCUGGCCAAGCUGUUCGGCCGCCACCGCAGCAACACGGAGGCGCACGAAGACCUCCAGCAGCAACAGCAGCAGCAGCACCACCAGCAGUUGCACCACCAACAACUCCAGCAACUGCAGCAGAACCAGCAGCACCUGCCGCCGCCACUGCCACCGCUGAACGCCAACAUGAAGAGCCUGAAAUACCUGGAGCACCUGCGCUCCAGCUACGGCUGCCAGCCCGCCAGUCCCGAGGAGGACGACGAGGACAACGUCUCCCUCAGCUCGGCCUGCAUGCAGCGGAACCACCCGUACAACAACUCGCAGCGGCCCCUCCUCGGCGACCGCCGCCCCCAGCUGACGGUGGUGGGCGCGGGCGGCAAGAAGGGCAAGGCGGGCGCCGGUCUCGCCCCCUCCGCCAUCGCGGCCCUGCCCCCGAUGUCCCCCCCGCCCCCGCAGCGCAACUACAUCUCGCCGUACGUCCAGCAGCAGAAGCGGGACAGCGCCCGGGGACUGCACGGCUUCAACGACUUCGACGCCCUCUCCCAGCACCACCUGCAGAGCCCCCCGCUGCAGAGCGGCUACCCCUACGGGAGCCCCCCCUCGCCCACCGCCAAGUCCAGCGACUUUUGCUUCGACCGUCCGGCCGAGGGGCUCCCCCCUGCCGCCCUCCGCCGUUCCAUCGUCGACGUGUCCCUGUCGAGCGAGUGCAGCACGGCCGCCUCCUCCCCCUCCCGCUACUUCCACCAGGAGGCCCCCAAGCCGACUCCGGUGCCUCCGCCCGUGGCGGUGCACCAGCCCGCCCCGGCCCAUCCGAUCGUGUCCAGCGGCAGCUCGAGCGGCACCGCCUCGCCGCCGCGCUACUACCCGAAGGAGGCGCCCCAGACGCCUCUCUCUUCAUUGGCGGCUCCCCUCGUUGGCCCCCCGGUAGCCCCCCGGGUGCCGCCCAAGGUGCCCUCUCCGGUCUACGCCUCCCGCUUCGAGGACGACUUCUGUAUGCGACGCCCGGUCCUGAACACCUUCCACCAGGCGCCUCCGCCUCCGGCAGUGCCGGCUGCAGGACACAAGGGCAAGGAUGGACCCUUUAUCUUUGGCAUCGAUCCAGAGGACCAGGCCACCGACUACGGACUGCUGUCAGCCUCGCCCUCUCCCCAGAUAAGCAAGAGUCCCCUGGUAACCUUUGACCCUGCUUCUUCCUCUCCACAGCAACAGUCCCUGAGCGACACCAGUGCUGCCAGCAGCGGCAGGGGCUCCCGGUUCCUGCUCCGGAAGCGCAAGUCCAAGAAGGCACCCGCCGCCGAUGAGGAUCCCAAAUCCGAGAAGAACACCAAGAAGGCUGAGAAACGCAAGGAGCCGUCGGUCAAGUGCGUUGUGGUGGGCGACGCCGCCGUGGGAAAGACGAGCCUCAUCCAGUCCUAUCUGGAGAACCGCUUCAAUCACGAGCACGUGCCCACGGCCUCGGACAUCUAUAAUGCCGACGUCAAUGUGAACGAGAGUCCUGUCCAUGUGACCCUCUGUGAUACCUCCGGCCAGGACACGCUGGACCCGCUGCGCGAGCUCUGCUACCCGGACAGCGACGUCUUCCUGCUGUGCUUCUCGGUGGUCAGGCCGGAGUCCUUCCAGGCCAUCAAGGACAAGUGGGCCCCGAAGUUCGCCAAGUCCAAGGCCUCCCUGAUUCUGGUGGGAACGCAGGCCGACCUCCGCACCAACCGGAAUGUCGUCAACAAGCUCAAGACAAACGGUGAGAAAGCAAUUUCGUACGUCGACGCCUGGGACUUGGCCACGUCAAUUGGCGCCAAAUACAUUGAGACUUCGUCAGCCACACAGGACAAAGUCAAGGACCUCUUCGACACAGCCAUUUGGGAGGGACUGGCUCCCACCACGCUGCCGCCCACGCCCUCGUUCUGGAGGAAGCUCUUCUGCCUGGCCUAGGAAACCAGAUAACUCUCCUCAUCGUUGAGAGCUGGAACACUCAUCUUUGUACAUACAUCAAACUAGGACUUCUCGCGAGGAACAAGUUGUUAUCCUCCACCGGAAACAUCUGGCAUCUCAACGUGCGCCGGUGGAAUGACUUCCAUAUAAGACUUUUAAAAUUCAAAACAAGUUGUUACCUUGAAUAGGAUGGUUCCUCGAUUCAAAUCAAUUGCUAUUUUGUACUGUUUU